AUGUAUUUCUAUCCCAAAGCCAAGAUACUUUCCAGUUCCUGUGCUGUGAUUCUGCAUUCAGCACAGCUAAGGCACUACGGGCAAGCAGCGAAUAAACCCUAUCCCGCAGUAACAAGGCAGCGAGCUCAAGAAUUCCCGAGAUGGACGCUGAUAAGCACUAAGAAGUACUUGGAAGAAAACAGAGCAACAAGGGAGAGGAACCUGUGGGCAGACUUGGGGAUAUUUUCAAUUUGGUCUGCAAGCGCAGAACGGGAGCGAAACGUAACGCCAGACCACUUAGCUAACGAUCGCAAUUAUGAAUCGAAAGACAAGUCAGCGGUCCCCCAGCCUCACCGGGUCUCCGCCCCCAGCCCCGGCGCGGGCGGCGCCGCGCCCCACCUGCUGGCUGCAAGCGUCUUGGCUGAUUUGCGCGGCAGCUCUGGAGAAGGCUUCGGGGCGAACUUGGAGGAAGCUCUGCGCGACUCGUCUGGCUCCUCCGACCCGACCCAGUGCUCGGGGCCGCCCCAGGUCCUCGCGCCCGACCCAGCCUCCAGCGCGGAAGCGGUUCCGGGACCCUCGAGCUCAUCUGGCGAGCCCGCCGUCCCAAGUGCGCCAGCGGUCCCGGGCCUGCCUGCAGUCACCUGUGGGGUGUCCGGCGGGGCCCCAGGGGCCAGCCCCGCCCCUGCAGCAGGUCAGAUGCACAGGAGAAAGCCGGCAACACCUGCUGCCAAGCGCCACCAGUGCCCCUUCCCGGGCUGCACCAAAGCCUACUACAAGUCAUCGCACCUCAAGUCCCACCAGCGUACCCACACGGGUGAGCGCCCUUUCUCCUGCGACUGGCUCGACUGCGACAAGAAGUUUACGCGUUCUGACGAGCUGGCCCGCCACUACAGGACGCACACGGGUGAAAAGCGCUUCUCCUGUCCCCUGUGCCCCAAGCAGUUCUCCCGGAGCGACCACUUGACCAAGCACGCCCGCCGCCAUCCAACUUAUCAUCCUGACAUGAUAGAGUACCGGGGGCGUCGUCGCACACCUCGUGUCAAUCCGGAAUCUACCAGUGUGGUGGAAAGUUCUGGCUCUGGCUCUGGCUCUGGCAGGUCUGAAGAGCACCUCUCACCUGCUUCGGAGGCACUGAUGCUCCCAGCUGCUCUCCAGGUAAAGUGCAGAGCUAUUGAAGAUUUUGAGCAGAAACCUGAUGACGUCUGCUGUAAAUUUCAGAGGAUCAUUCUUAAGAGGUUUAAGCAAGGUCAUCUGCUAGGGGGCUGA
Chinchilla lanigera (long-tailed chinchilla) is the source of this 1245-nucleotide messenger RNA. It is a transcript of the gene Klf14, whose product is annotated as Kruppel-like factor 14. Gene Ontology annotation, biological process: regulation of transcription by RNA polymerase II. The transcript has 6 exons. The coding region runs from base 1 to 1245 and encodes 414 amino acids. Gene Ontology annotation, molecular function: DNA-binding transcription factor activity, RNA polymerase II-specific; RNA polymerase II cis-regulatory region sequence-specific DNA binding. The record is from RefSeq and is a predicted model, not a curated record. NCBI's taxonomy places the organism in Eukaryota, Metazoa, Chordata, Mammalia, Rodentia, Chinchillidae.